AUCUAGAAUCCGGAAAACAACCACUGUUUUGUACUCUGUACACAACAUUCCACGCGAUUUGCUACUGUCCGUUUGAACCGGACUGUCUAUUUUUUUUAUUAGGAAAUGGCAAUGUCAGCGCUCGUCCACGUUCUCAUACCCUUCCUGCUUUGCAUUGCGCUUGCAAACACUCACAUUUUCGACAAAGUUUUGGUGGAUGUCACGUAUGAUCACUAUGCGGAAAAGAAAGUCGACAGCCUUCCUGCUUUCUUGUCCAUGCCGUUUAACUGUCUGAUAAACUUGGGAUACAUAUUAUUAGGUAUCUACUGGAUCUUUCAACCGAUGUCAGACAAUAGAGACACCUGUGCAGCCGUCUACACCAAAGACGUGUUCGCGCUCAUGGCAGUGGCCUAUGGACCGGUGCAGUGGGUCCGCUUGGCCACAUUGCGGCGCGCGCCCUCUGUUUUGGACCAGUGGUUCACUUUACCUAUUUUUGCGUGGGUGCUGGUGUGGUGUCGUGUCGUUGACAAAGGCUGGUCGUCCCGUUACGCCUUGAUGGUGGAAUCGUGCUCUGUCCUCAGCUACGGACUGGCGCUCUUUCACGACCGGGGGUUUGAAGUAGCCCUGGGUGGUCACAUCGCCUUCGCCGUGUUCAAAGGCGCCCGAGCGCAGGUGAAGCUCGGAGACACUGCGUCCAUGCGCUACCUCUGCUUGGCCCUGCUGUCCUGCGCUGGUUUCGUGGCUCUCAAGCUUCUGGAUCAUUCUCUUGCACAGUACUGGGUGUUUCAAAAUCUAACUGGACAUUUCUGGUCCAAAGUUUGCGACAUUCUCCAGUUUCAUUACAGCUUUUGUUUUCUCACUCGCCUUAGUGAAAAUACACACAAGCGCUCCUCAUAAAUGCACAUACAUUCAUUCAGUUGAAUAAGGCAAUGAACAUAACAUGUACGAAGAUAAAAUUAUGUCACUGACAUGUUCUCAUUCUAACAAUUAAUGUGAUCAAAGAUUUGAAAAAUCGAAAAUUAAUUUGAUGCUCUUCUCUGUUCAGUUUUAUGUUCAUAACAGUGUCAUAACUUUGUAAUUAAUAGAUUAAGGAAAAAUGCCGAAUAUGUGAAAUACUUGGAUUUCAUCUCUUAGAAUACAGUAUUAUCAAAUCAAUAUAGGCCUACUGUGUGUGUGUGUGUGUGUGUGUGUGUGUAUGCAAACUCACUAUUUCAGGCAUUUAAUUGUGUGCGUGUGUGUGUGUGUGUGUGUUCGUGUACUGUAUGUGUAAUGGUAUGGUUUAAGAGCACACAAAUGUGUAUAAUGACAUGGGUACAAAAUGGUGUUUUAUGAAAUUCAAAAAUUGCCAGUAGACGGGGUAGAUUUAGGUGUAGGGUGAUGGUAAAUACAGUUUGUAUAAAAGCCAUUAUGCCUAUGGAGAGUAAGAUGUGUGUGUGUUUAGUUACAAAUUUAGUUACAAAUUUAAUGUGAGUGUAUGGACUUUAUGAUGUCAUAUCCUAAGCUUCAUUCUCAGGUUUUUCAAUUUAAAGAUGAAUACAAAAUGAAUGUAUAGUUAUGGACAGCCUGGCAUAUGUGCCUUAACUUGACACAUUAAAGCAAAACAUUUUCAUAA
Molecule: messenger RNA, 1591 nt
Organism: Carassius gibelio (silver crucian carp)
Lineage: Eukaryota; Metazoa; Chordata; Actinopteri; Cypriniformes; Cyprinidae
Gene: tmem187
Product: transmembrane protein 187
Exons: 1
Coding region: 106-876 (256 amino acids)
Cellular component (GO): transport vesicle
Source: RefSeq, a predicted model, not a curated record